UAUCUUAUUGCGCCACUGAUAAUGACCGAAAAGUGAAAACAAGGUAACCGUUACAGAACUCAUACUAAAACAGUAACACCAUUUUGAAUCACUUUACUUUUCCCUCUUCAAAUCAACUUUCCCAUCACCAAACCCUAGAUAUUCAUUUCUUCGAACAGAUGCAAUGCAAGACUUCUUCGGCUCCAUUCGCCGAUCCAUAGUUUUCUCAACUCCACCCGCACACACCGACGAUGGACGCUUCACCGGAUUCGCCAACAAGAUCGGCUCUGCCAUUCGCAAAUCCAGAAUCGGCCUCAAGUCUCCUCCUCCACCUCCUCCUCCGCAUAUUAGGUGGCGUAAGGGUGAGUUGAUUGGUUCCGGUGCAUUCGGUCGAGUUUAUAUGGGUAUGAACCUCGACUCCGGGGAGCUUAUUGCCGUCAAACAGGUUUUGAUCGAGCCUGGUAUUGCUUUCAAGGCGAAUACACAGGCUAAUAUUCGGGAGCUCGAAGAAGAAGUGAAGCUUCUCAAGAAUCUUAAGCAUCCGAACAUUGUUAGAUACUUGGGAACUGCUAGAGAGGAAGAUUCCUUAAAUAUUCUGCUGGAGUUUGUACCUGGUGGAUCUAUCUCAUCACUGUUGGGGAAGUUCGGAUCCUUUCCUGAGUCCGUUAUAAGAACCUACACAAAACAGCUUUUAGAGGGGCUUGAAUAUCUUCACAAUAACAGAAUUAUUCACCGGGAUAUUAAGGGUGCAAACAUUCUAGUUGAUAACAAAGGGUGUAUUAAACUCGCAGACUUUGGUGCAUCCAGGAAAGUCGUGGAAUUGGCUACCAUAAAUGGAGCAAAGUCUAUGAAGGGUACCCCACACUGGAUGUCACCUGAAGUUAUUUUACAGACAGGAUAUACAACCUCUGCUGAUAUAUGGAGUGUUGCAUGCACUGUGAUAGAGAUGGCCACAGGAAAGCCUCCAUGGAGUCAACAGUAUCCCCAGGAGGUGUCAGCUCUUUUCUACAUUGGGACAACUAGAUCUCAUCCACCAAUACCCGAACAUCUGUCUGCUGAGGCAAAGGACUUUUUGCUGAAAUGCUUUCACAAGGAACCGGAUUUAAGACCUUCUGCAUCAGACUUGUUACUGCAUCCAUUCAUCACAUGCGAGUAUCAGGAAUCUCAUUCAAUAUCACGCAGUUCAGUCAGGGUUAGUAUCCCCGGUGACUCUUGCAAUCGGAUAGCAACAGAUGGGAUGAACUCUAGGAACUUUUUGGAUUCUAUCCAAGGAUCAACGUGUACAGGCCUAAAGGAUGUUUGUCAGAUGGAUAGUUUAAGGUUCUCGAAUGCAAAUCUUCUAAAACCAGGUUCCUACCAGGGAGCAGGCAACUAUGACGAUGACAUGUGUCAGAUGGAUGAUGAUGAUGAUAUUUUCGCUGCAUCAUCAGUAAAAGCUAACUCCCUACUUGCUGCUGACGACAUAAAGAGUUUCAAUCCAAUGUGCGAACCUGUGGAGGAUGGCUGGUCUUGCAAGUCAGACGAAACACUAAAUUUGAAGAAAAGCAGACUGAACUUGUACCCAGAUCAAACUAUUAGGAUAACUAUGAGUCCCAAACCAUCUCCUAAUGCAGAGAAGGAGUUUUCAUUUUCAAGUGAACCUCUUGGAGUUGAAGAUGAUGAUGAAGUGACAGAGUGCAAAAUUAGAGCUUUCCUGGAUGACAAGGCAUUCGAACUGAAUAAGCUCCAAACACCUCUUUAUGAAGAAUUCUUUGGCAAAUCAAUUGCAGCCAUUCCUCCUGUACCUGUUGAAGUUGCACAUAGUAAAGUUAUUUCAGAUGUCUCAAACGUAAAAUCAAAAAGCAGGUCUCCUAGUCAAGAUAGACGGAGAUUCUCAAUGGCUGGCAUUGCCAAUGUAACAAGCCCAGAGAGUCAUAGAAAAUAUCUUACAAAACCUGUGACUGCUCAUUGUAGACCUUUGCAGGAAAUUCAACCUUCUGAGCUUUAUGAUUCAAAGGAGACUCUUCGUGAUGCUGAGCAAGGAUCAAGUGUCAGCCCAAGCUUCUCCGAGAGACAAAGGAAAUGGAAAGAAGAACUUGCAGAAGAGCUUGAGCGGACGCGUGAGGUUAUGCGUCAAACAGGUGGGGGGAAGAUAACAUCCCCAAAGGAUCGCAGUUUUCUCAGAGACUGAUUGAUUAUUCUUUGCUUCAUCCAGCGAUUUUCAAUUCAUCUUUUGACAUUUUCCUGCGAGGAGGAGGAAAAACUAGUCUUAUCCUUUCGAGGAUUUGCAAGUAUAUAACAGCAUUUACCAUGCCAAGUAAAACCUUGCAAUGAAGAAUUAGAAAUAUUGGCUCGGCAGGAAAAUGUAAAAUCAGUAGUACAUUGAUAUCGAUAUUUUUUCUUCUUUAUCACAAUAUCUUCCGGAUUCUCUGUAUUUUAGCUAGCUAUGCAUAUAGUGUAUUAAGUUAUGUAUACAAAUAUCAUCUUAAUAGAAAAGAAGUGAAGAAAGUUUGAUAUUCCAUUGAGGUAAUUAUAAAUGGAGACAUGGCUAUCUAUUGGAGAA
Molecule: messenger RNA, 2521 nt
Organism: Lathyrus oleraceus (garden pea)
Lineage: Eukaryota; Viridiplantae; Streptophyta; Magnoliopsida; Fabales; Fabaceae
Product: mitogen-activated protein kinase kinase kinase NPK1
Exons: 17
Coding region: 164-2149 (661 amino acids)
Biological process (GO): protein phosphorylation; MAPK cascade
Cellular component (GO): cytoplasm
Molecular function (GO): MAP kinase kinase kinase activity; ATP binding
Source: RefSeq, a predicted model, not a curated record